GAAUUAAAUAGUUUUAAUUACUUGGACCUGUAUAAGCUCGCGGACCUGUUCAACCUCACUUUGCUGGAGAAUGCAGUCAUUGGCUUCUUAGUAAAACAUCUCUCUGAGCUGUUGAAGAGUCAUCCUGAAGAAGUUCUGGCACUCCCAUACUGUCUCCUUCGAGAGGUUUUUAAAAGUGAUAGACUCACUUCCCUCAGUGAAGAACAAAUCUGGCAGCUGGCUGUGAGGUGGUUAGAGCACAACUGCCGCUACCAAUACCUGGAUGAACUGCUCCAGUACGUCCGUUUUGGCCUUAUGGAUGUGGAUACGCUGCAUACAGUAGCUCUUUCUCAUCCUCUUGUCCAAGCUAGUGAAACUGCCACAGCACUUAUUAACGAGGCCUUGGCUUACCACCAGAGUGUCUAUGCACAGCCAGUCUGGCAAACUGCACGGACCAAACCUCGUUUCCAGUCAGACACUCUUUACAUCGUCGGUGGGAAAAAACGGGAAAUCUGUAAAGUGAAGGAAUUGCGAUACUUCAACCCGGUGGAUCAAGAGAACGUUCAUAUUGCAGGGAUUGCAAACUGGAGCGAGCUAGCACCUAUGCCUGUAGGGAGAAGCCACCACUGUGUUGCUGUCAUGGGAGACUUUCUUUUUGUCGCUGGGGGAGAGGCAGAGCACUCCACAGGGCGAAUGUGUGCGGUGAGGACUGUCUGCCGAUACGACCCGCGCACUAACUCGUGGGCGGAGAUAGCUCCGAUGAAGAACUGCCGGGAGCACUUUGUGCUGGGAGCCGUGGACGAGUACCUCUAUGCUGUAGGGGGCAGGAAUGAGUUGCGUCAAGUGUUGCCUACAGUGGAACGUUAUUGCCCCAAGAAGAACAAGUGGACCUUUGUACAGUCCUUUGAUCGGUCGCUCUCGUGCCACGCGGGAUAUGUGGUGGAUGGUCUUCUUUGGAUAUCAGGAGGAGUAACAAAUACUGCACAGUAUCAAAACAGGCUCAUGGUCUAUGAUCCCAAGCAGAACAAGUGGCUAAGCCGUAGCCCCAUGUUGCAGAGGAGAGUGUAUCACUCCAUGGCUGCUGUCCAAAGGAAACUUUACGUGUUAGGUGGGAAUGAUCUCGACUACAACAACGAUCGGAUCCUGGUCCGGCACAUAGACUCCUACAGCAUAGAUACUGACCAAUGGACACGUUGCAGCUUCAACAUGUUGACAGGUCAAAAUGAGUCUGGAGUUGCUGUCCACAAUGGUAGAAUAUAUUUAGUUGGUGGCUAUUCAAUUUGGACGAAUGAGCCUUUGGCAUGUAUCCAGGUGCUGGAUGUUAGCAAGGAAGGGAAGGAAGAGGUAUUCUAUGGGCCUACAUUGCCCUUUGCUUCCAAUGGAAUAGCAGCUUGCUUUCUUCCAGCUCCUUAUUUCACAUGCCCCAACCUUCAGACUCUGCAAGUGCCUCACCACAGGAUUGGCACCAUGUGAGACAUUCCUUGUGCUUCAUCAGAUCAGAAGUGGAGGAGGAAAACACCAAACCCUGUGUACGGAAGGGUUUCUUGGAUCACUGAGA
Acanthisitta chloris (rifleman) is the source of this 1537-nucleotide messenger RNA. It is a transcript of the gene KLHL32, whose product is annotated as kelch-like family member 32. The annotation marks the transcript as partial. The record is from RefSeq and is a predicted model, not a curated record. Gene Ontology annotation, molecular function: protein binding. NCBI's taxonomy places the organism in Eukaryota, Metazoa, Chordata, Aves, Passeriformes, Acanthisittidae. The transcript is spliced from 6 exons.